GAUUCCGCGGUUAGAGCAGAAGAACUACCCAGAUUUAAGGCAAACAGAAAUUGUUACCAGUCAUAAACACAGGUUUUUGUUCAAUAAUUAGACAAGCUAGUACUACAGCAAUUCAUACGCAGGAAACACAAACGAAGAGAAGACUUUUUUUUUUUUUUUAUAUUCUUUUUCUUGUUAAGCGGCUUUGUUUUCCACGACGCCAAAUUUCUCCGAAUCUCAUAACAUUAUGACAUAUCUGUUUGUCUUCUUCUUCUUGUGCUUUGCUUCCCGUUCGUUGUUCUCGUGCAGCUGACUGUACGAGGAGAAGAGGGAUUUAUUUUCUUCUUCUUCUUCUGCUUCUGCUUUUAACUUUACUGGGUUUUUCUCUUCACAUUCCGGACAUAGCAAUGGCAGAAUACGUUUAUUUCCUCAACAAGGAUGCUCUAAUUAUAAAGCCUGCGAAGAAAUCUCCAUUGUUCUUAAGGAUGAUGGCUUUACUAUUUGCGAUGGUUUGUGGCGUUUUAAUCUGCUCAAUCCGGUUAAAGCAUAUGAGCACUGGCACCAAAUUUAAAUACCAAAACAUCCUAGUCAUAGGGAGACCUUAUACUGAUAAUGACAUUAAACAAUCAGAGAUUCCUGGCGACAAUGGCACCAAACAGUUAGAAGUUCCUCAAUUGCAUUACCCACAACCCCAGACUUUUAGCAGAGCUGAAUGCAAACAUAAUCCUGUAAGAUUGUUUGCCAUAAUAUCAAUGCAAAGAUCAGGAAGUGGAUGGUUUGAGACCUUGUUAAAUAGUCAUAUUAAUGUGAGCUCAAAUGGGGAGAUUUUCUCCAAAUUGGAUCGGAGGAGAAAUAUUUCUUCAAUUAUAAGUACUCUUGAUAAAGUUUACAACUUGGAUUGGUUAACUAGUGCUUCCAAGAAUGAGUGUUCUGCAGCAGUUGGCUUUAAGUGGAUGCUCAAUCAGGGGUUGAUGGAGCACCAUAGAGAAAUAGUAGAAUACUUCAAUCAUAAAGGUGUGUCUGCAAUAUUUCUCUUUCGACGAAAUCUGUUGCGUCGGAUGGUUUCUGUACUUGCAAAUUCCUAUGACCGCUAUGCUAAGCUAUUGAAUGGAACCCACAAGUCUCAUGUGCAUUCAUCCCAAGAGGCCGAGACACUUUCAAGCUAUAUGCCUACCAUCAAUUCCACAUCAUUGAUGAUAGAUCUGAAGGAAGUGGAGGUGACAGCAACCCAGGCUUUAGAAUACUUCAAUAGUACUCACCAUAUUGUUCUAUAUUAUGAGGAUCUCAUUAAGAAUCCCACGAAAGUAAAAGAUGUUCUCGAGUUUCUGAGGCUCCCGCAGAUGGAACUAACAAGCCGUCAGGUUAAAAUUCACAAAGGCUCAUUGUCAGAACAUAUACAGAACUGGGAUGAAGUCAACAGAACACUCCAUGGCACGGUGUAUGAGAAUUUUCUGAAUGCUGACUAUUAAAGAUGACUGCUCUGCUAACUUGUGAAACGGUGUGAAUACCAACUUCAACUGAUUUUAGUUAGAGACAGGAUAACCCCCCCGUUGAAUUUUUGGCUUCCACUCUAUAUCUCUGGCUUUCUCAAUCCCUUGUUGAGUAUGUCUUUGGUCCUUAUUGAUCAUAGAAACACCAUGUAAAUGUCAGGUAAUCAAAAUAAUUAUAAUAGCAAGUAAUGCUCUUAUUUUA
Pistacia vera is the source of this 1671-nucleotide messenger RNA. Its product is annotated as nodulation protein H-like. The record is from RefSeq and is a predicted model, not a curated record. Gene Ontology annotation, molecular function: sulfotransferase activity. The coding region runs from base 387 to 1448 and encodes 353 amino acids. NCBI's taxonomy places the organism in Eukaryota, Viridiplantae, Streptophyta, Magnoliopsida, Sapindales, Anacardiaceae. The transcript has 6 exons.